AUGGGAGCGUGCAAAAGAUGUGACCAACUACACCACACGUUGUUGCAUCCGCCACGUCGCCAACAACGGCAGCGAAGAGGUCCAUCGUCACACCGAAGGACGUCAAGCCCCCAACGCCCUAGAAGACCACAUAUCAAACACAGUCAACGUCAGCAUCAGAGUCGUCAGCGCCAGAGUCAGCCACGUCAGCACCAGAGUCACCGUCAACAUCAACAACGUCUACGUCAACACCAGAAUCAUCGUCAACAUCAACAACAUCAGCUUUCUCAACAACAUCAUCAUCAGCAGCAAAAAAACCAACAACCAACAGCACAACCAUCCAGUGUACCACAGCCGAAGCCAAAUGCGCAUCUUUUAGCCGACGCCAUAAAAUCACUGGCCGACGUGUUGUGCGUCGCCAGCAACCCAUAA
This is a messenger RNA of Calliphora vicina (urban bluebottle blowfly), 411 nucleotides long. RefSeq names its product probable serine/threonine-protein kinase DDB_G0280133. The record is from RefSeq and is a predicted model, not a curated record. NCBI's taxonomy places the organism in Eukaryota, Metazoa, Arthropoda, Insecta, Diptera, Calliphoridae. Bases 1 to 411 code for a protein of 136 amino acids. The transcript has a single exon.